Molecule: messenger RNA, 1155 nt
Organism: Sorghum bicolor (sorghum)
Lineage: Eukaryota; Viridiplantae; Streptophyta; Magnoliopsida; Poales; Poaceae
Product: zinc finger Ran-binding domain-containing protein 2
Exons: 3
Coding region: 336-758 (140 amino acids)
Cellular component (GO): cytoplasm
Molecular function (GO): mRNA binding
Source: RefSeq, a predicted model, not a curated record
GGCGGGCCCCUACUAACUUUGCCUCUCCUCAGGUCUCAGCUAUAGCAGUGCUGCAUCACCAAACCCUAUAUAAAAGCCCGCGCGCGCCUCCUCCCUCUUCAAACCAGCUAACAAGCCUAGCUUCCAUCCACUCAUCAUCGAUCCAGAGCAAGCGAUCAAGCGAUCGCUAGCAUUCCAGCAGCUGCGUGCAUCAGCUAGCUCGAUUCAUCGCUUGCUCUCGAUUCAUCAGCUAGAGAGCUUUGGUAGCUAGGAAGAGCUAGCAGCAGAGAGAGAGAGAGAGAGAGAGAGCAAAGCCAAAGGCCGGCGAAUAUAUAUAUAUACAAGAGAUCGAUCGAAUGGAGAAGCAGAUGAACGUUGUGGCGAGCAGGAGGCAGCCGGGCGACUGGAGCUGCCGGUCGUGCCAGUACGUCAACUUCUGCAAGCGCGACGCGUGCCAGCGCUGCGGCGAGGCCAAGCUGGGCGCGGAGCACACGGACUACGCCGCGAUGGGCGGCGACUGGGACGUCAAGCCCGGCGACUGGUACUGCUACCGCUGCAGCGUCAACAACUACGCCUCCCGCGGCAGCUGCUUCAAGUGCGGCGCCGGGAAGAACGAGUCGCCGGCCGCCGUCGCGCAGGGAUGGGGGUACUCCGUCGCCGGCCAGCCCGGAAUGAAGCCCGGCGACUGGAUCUGCCCAAGACUGGGUUGCCACGUGCAGAACUACGCCAACCGGACCGAGUGCUUCCGGUGCAGCAUGCCCAAAUCAUACUACGGUUGACGGGCCGGGCAACUACAUGUACACUGAUGAGAAAAACAGAAAAACAAAAAAAAAUAAGUUGUACGAGAUCGAAGAGCUAGAAACAUGCGAACUUAAUGAUCCGUAAACGGUCGCCACGCUAUGAUCGAAGACAUUUAACCAUUUUCCUUUCUAGUUUUUUUUUUCUUUUGAAUGAUGUAACCAAUAACCCUCGACAACGUAACUCAGCUAUGAGGGUUAGUAGUCAUUUGGAAGAGCAGCAACGAACUGAAGCUAAAAAGGAGAGGAGGAAUGUGAAACAAAAAAAAGAGAGUGUGAGUGUGACUGAUGCCAACAAUCAGUCUCUUGUUUGUCCCAUCCUUUUUUCCAAUAUAAAAGCCGAGGUUUAAGAAAGGAAAAAUGCGAGUUCCCCCCUUCA